Messenger RNA from Hevea brasiliensis (rubber tree), 2494 nucleotides. RefSeq lists its product as uncharacterized. Bases 651 to 1880 code for a protein of 409 amino acids. NCBI's taxonomy places the organism in Eukaryota, Viridiplantae, Streptophyta, Magnoliopsida, Malpighiales, Euphorbiaceae. The record is from RefSeq and is a predicted model, not a curated record. The transcript has 16 exons.
AUUUCAGGUCAAAAUUCGAUUUGAUGAAUCAAACGCUCGCCCUACUCAAAUGCCUAUAGAGAAGGCCAUCAGAGCUCUGUCUGCUGCUCGUCAAUUUUUGGCCGUAUCUUGGGUUGAGAAGGUUCUGUUUUGUGGGAAAGAGGUUUCGAGGCAUUUCACCAGUUUUUCCCCUUUGUUUCUGUUGGAAGCUUCUCAUCACUUGUUCUUCGGUGCUGCUCUUCUUCUUUAGGCGCCGCUUGAUCACUGUGCGCUUGGAAUUGGCAAAAUUGCCUCUGCUUGUCUGCGAUGGUUUGCUUUGAGAGGAAGGGUUGAGUUUCCGAGUCGUUUGUGGUUGGGACGGAUUAGUUAAUCUGGGCCGGGUGGUCUGUUAUAGGGCCCUUCUUUGGAAGCCUAUGCUUGAUUUGAACUUCUCCUGUCUUACGCUGUUUAAGCCCUUUUAUUAAUGAAAUUCUUCUUACUGUCUCUGGCUAAAAGAAGUAAGAAAUAAAAGAGUCAACUCCAAUUUUAACGACAAGUCGUAUGUUUGCAACAAAAAUACCGAAUGGCUGUGGAGAGUAGAGGCCAGGCCAAAGCAUCUUUCUCCUUUUGUUUUUGAAUGGUCGAGUGCAAUACUGCUGCGGCUGAACGUAAUUUUCAAUUUUGGAGGGAAAAUGGAGUUGCUUAAACUUUCUAAAUUCAAGCUCCAGCUUCAAGCCCUAACCUCCGAACUUCGAGAUCUCAGAGAAAGAGAACGCUCUGCUACCGAACAAUGCCAUAUUCUAAUUCAGAAACAAAAGCAAUCCGAGGAGGAAUACGGAAGGAAGUUGCAGGAUUUGCAGGCGGAGUUAGCUUCUUCCAACGAAUUGCGCAAUAAGCUUGAACGGAAGGUGAGUUACCUUCAAGACGACAAUGCUUUGCUUGAGAAUAGACAGAAGGAGAUGCAAGGAACAAUACAGACCCUGCUUCAAUCUAGGGAAAGCUUCGUGCAUGCUUAUGAGGAAUCAACUUGUGAGAUGAAACGUGCAAUUGAAGCCAGAGAUAGAAAACUCGGUCUCCUAUCAGAAAAGCUAGAUUCUCAUCUGUCGUUGUUUGAUUGUAUAGAAAAGGAAACUUUCUCAAUCAAGCACGUUGUGGACACUGUGCAACUCCUUGUGCUUGAAAAAGAGGAAGUAGCUGGCUUAAGGAGCAAGAUGGAUAAGGUCUCUGUUUUUGAAGAAGUAUUUGUUGAAAAGGUCCAUGACCUGGAAAAUAAACUGAAAAAUAAUGAGGAUGAGCUCCAAAGAAAGGGGAAAAUUAUAUCAGACCUAGAAGGACAACUGGAAGCAGCAAAUAUUAGGAACAAUUGUCAAACUCAAAUAGAAGAGCUUCAGAAAAAUCUUUUGGCAAAGGAUGCAGUAAUACAGAAUCUGAUUUCUGAGAAAGAGGCUCUACAUUGUGAAGUGGGGAAUUUAGCAGUAAUUUUACAGAAGGUUAAGGAGACUGUUAAAAAUAUGGAUGAAGAGGACAAAAAGGCAUUAUCCUCUGCACUGAAAUGUCAAGAUGACUGUGGUACAGUCAGGACAAAUGAAGAUAAUAGCGGAGAAUCAUCUCGUAUUAAAGCUCCCAUGAUAGGAACUGCAGAAAAUCGAGCUUUGCUUACAUGUCAGGUGCAGCACUCAGUUGGUAACCUCCUGCAAGAAAACAAUCAUUUAAACUCCUGUGUGUCAGAGUCUGCUUCUUCUGCACUGCACUCACCUUGCUCUGAACUUCAAUCUGCAGUUAAUGGUCCAAGCAUUGCAGAAAAAAAUGGGAAGUUUAUUGCAACAACACACUUAGAUUCUGAGUGCUCAACAACUCAGGCAAAUACCUCAGAUCAGAAGUGCCAGAAAGAGAAGGAAUAUGAUAAGAAUAAUGCCAUUUGACACCACUGCUUGUACUUCACACAAGACAUGUAAGUUUGAUUGGGCCUUGGUGAAUGAAGCCCAUUUCUAGUUAUAUCUCUGGUGGGCUUUGAAACCUCUUGUUCAAUGUUCAGUGCUUAACAGCUCCAAAAUUGUAAUGUUGAACAUUGAAUCCUGAGCGCAGGAUGAUAUCAGCCAGGGUGCGCAAAAGCUGACUGGUCCCUUUUCUCUUACCCACCAAGGUUUGAUUUUGGUAAUUGGUCCCCAUAUGUGAUUUAGGGCGGACAUGAUUGCAAGUGAAGAAUCAGUAAAAGUCAAACAGAUGAGUACAGAGUUGAUUAGGUAAAUUGUCGAGACUGCGGAGAAUAAAUAUUGUCAAUAUUUGGCAGCGGAGGCAAGGGACUGUCCUCUGGCCAAAUCAUAUAUGUUACCGUCAUUCCAAUGUAACUUAGAAAGUAGAGACUGCCCAAAUCUCUCUUUUUGGAGCCAGGUGUUCUUAAUGUCCUCUGCCAAUGGAAUCAUCCUUAAAUUUGAUUCUCAUUCUAGUUCGAGGCAGACUUUGCACUUGACAGCAUGACAAUGCAGAACCGAUUCUAAUUUCUAUAAUGAAUUUUUAUUUGGUUAUAUUUUCUAAA